AUGCCUGUCUCACCCUCUUCGGCUCGUCCGCCUCCCCUCUCGUCUGAGCGUCGGAAUUGGAGGAGGUUAUCAGGCUUAUCUGUCGUCUCACCGAUCCACGAGCGCCCGACCCCGGAAAAUGGCCAGCCCUCCGCGAUCACCGAGGAGAUCAGCGAAAUUAAGCGCUACGAAGAUUUUACAACCAUCGACUGGGUGCAAGAUGCGGUUCAUGAACAGGCACGUCGGAGAGCCAAGCGACGAGAUGGAUCUGGGUUUUGGGACCAGGAAGAGACCUUUGGUUGGAGACGCAAAGUGCGCGAAUCCUACGAUGCUGGUCAGGCGUGGCUGGUUAUUACAAUUGUGGGGGCGGCCAUUGGGUUGAUCUCAGCGAUUCUGAACAUCAUCACAGAGUGGCUGUCUGACGUCAAGCUGGGGCAUUGUACGACUGCGUUUUAUCUCAAUGAACAGUUUUGUUGUUGGGGUGCUGAAGGAGGGUGUCCGGAGUGGAGGCCUUGGACCUCUUACUGGAUCGUGAACUACUUCAUCUACAUCUUUUACGCUGUACUAUUUGCGUUCGUCGCCGCAAGCCUCGUCAAAUCGUUCGCGCCGUAUGCCGCAGGUUCCGGCAUUUCCGAGAUAAAGUGUAUAAUUGCGGGGUUUGUGAUGAAGGGAUUCUUGGGCGCAUGGACAUUGCUGAUCAAGUCGAUCGCACUACCGCUGGCCAUUGCAUCUGGUCUGUCCGUGGGGAAAGAGGGUCCGAGUGUGCACUUCGCUGUGUGUACGGGGAACGUGAUAUCGCGGUUCUUCAGCAAAUACAAGCAGAACGCAUCCAAGACGAGGGAGGUCUUGACGGCAACAGCAGCGGCCGGAGUGGCAGUUGCAUUUGGCAGUCCCAUUGGUGGGGUGCUCUUUUCUCUCGAGGAAGUGGCAUCGUACUUCCCCCUCAAGACUUUAUGGCGCAGUUACUUUUGUGCCUUGGUUGCGACUGGUGUGCUGGCGGUUAUGAAUCCAUUCCGGACAGGGCAACUAGUCAUGUUCCAGGUGCAAUAUGACCGUACCUGGCACUUCUUCGAACUGAUAUUCUUCGUCUUAAUUGGUGUCUUUGGUGGCUUGUACGGUGCCUUUGUGAUCAAGUGGAACCUUCGGGUGCAAGCGUUCAGGAAGAAGUACCUGUCGCAGCAUGCCAUCAUGGAAUCAGUUGUCCUAGCCGGAAUCACGGCCAUUCUAUGCUACCCGAAUAUGUUCCUGAAGAUCAACAUGACGGAGAUGAUGGAGAUCCUUUUCCGGGAAUGCGAGGGAGGGCACGACUAUAACGGCCUGUGCGAGUAAGUGGCAUCAUUCGGUUGGCGCAACACGUACUCACCUAUUAUAGGGCUAAGAACCGCUGGUCUAUGGUGAUGUCGCUGGCCGUAGCUACCAUUCUUCGCAUCUUCUUGGUCAUCAUCUCAUAUGGCUGCAAGGUCCCAGCUGGUAUCUUCGUGCCGUCAAUGGCAAUCGGGGCGUCCUUUGGCCGGUUCGUCGGUAUCCUCGUGCAGGCGUUGCACGAAGCGUAUCCGAAGUCUCAAUUCUUUGCGUCCUGCGAGCCGGAUAUUCCAUGCAUUACACCAGGAACAUAUGCUUUCCUGGGGGCGGGCGCGGCUCUGAGUGGUAUCAUGCAUUUGACGAUCUCUGUGACGGUCAUCAUGUUCGAGUUGACGGGUGCUCUGAACUACAUUCUUCCAACAAUGAUCGUCGUCGGCGUCACCAAAGCCGUCAGCGACUGCUUCGGCAAGGGCGGCAUCGCCGACCGCAUGAUCUGGUCCAACGGAUUCCCAUUCCUCGACAAUAAAGAAGACCACGUCUUCAACGUGCCGGUCUCGCAAGCCAUGACAUCGGACCCAGUCUCACUGCCCGCAUCCGACUUUCCCGUCCGCGAAGCCGAGCACCUACUAAGCGACAACAAAUACCAAGGCUUCCCGAUCGUUGACGACCGGACCCGGAAGACACUCGUCGGAUACAUCGGCCGCACGGAGCUGCGAUAUGCAAUCAACCGCGCCAAAGCCGAGGGACCGCUAUCGCCGACAGCAAAAUGCCUAUUCACUAAAGAAGCAGCCGAGGCAUCAGUAACACGCAGGGCAUCGACAGCAUCACAUCUCCACGUGCCGGAGACCUUCGACGACAUCCAGACGAACACAGGGGCCGACUACGUCGAUUUUAGCCGGUACGCGGACCACACGCCGCUGACAGUACAUCCUCGUCUCGCCCUGGAGACGGUAAUGGAGAUCUUCAAGAAGAUGGGACCGCGCGUCAUCCUGGUCGAGCAUCGCGGUCGUCUGAUGGGCCUGGUCACCGUCAAGGACUGCCUGAAGUACCAGUUCAAGGUUGAAGCCGAGGAACAGGCGCUGGCGGCGACUAGUCCGCCCCAACUAGCUCUGGGGGGAGGGGGCGGACGGAGUGGUGGUGACACGUUAGAAGAGCGGCUGUGGAACCUCCUCCAGCGCAUCGGGUCUUUACUGCCGUGGCAGAGGCCACCACCACAGCAGCAGCAGCAGCAACAACAACGACAACAACAACAAUCCAGACGACGAGACACCACAGCUCCAGAGCAUCAUAGAGAUGCAGAGACCACAGCCAACGAAGCAGACGAGGAAGACGCAAUGCUGGAGUUAGAAGAGCGCUAA
Messenger RNA from Aspergillus niger, 2639 nucleotides. RefSeq lists its product as uncharacterized. The transcript has 6 exons. Gene Ontology annotation, biological process: intracellular copper ion homeostasis; chloride transport; transmembrane transport. Lineage: Eukaryota; Fungi; Ascomycota; Eurotiomycetes; Eurotiales; Aspergillaceae. The record is from RefSeq and is a predicted model, not a curated record. The annotation marks the transcript as partial. Gene Ontology annotation, molecular function: voltage-gated chloride channel activity. Gene Ontology annotation, cellular component: Golgi apparatus; membrane; early endosome.